Molecule: messenger RNA, 1806 nt
Organism: Bipolaris maydis ATCC 48331
Lineage: Eukaryota; Fungi; Ascomycota; Dothideomycetes; Pleosporales; Pleosporaceae
Source: RefSeq, a predicted model, not a curated record
AUGGCACAAGCAUUUCCAUACACAUACUACGCCUGCGACUGCUUCGACAGCAACAGCGUAGCAGGCACAAAACUCACCUCACACGUCCUCGCCGCAACCGACGACGAAGAAGAGACGCUCGACCCACGAAACCCACGCUCCAACUACGCCCUCUACCCGCUCGAGCACCUCCUCUACUGCGAAGACUGCUUGCAAAUACGCUGUCCACGAUGCGUAAUCGAAGAAACGCUAAACUGGUACUGUCCCAACUGCCUCUUCGAAGUCCCCAGCUCGGUCGUCAAGAGCGACGGUAACAGAUGCACGCGCAACUGCUUCAACUGCCCCGUCUGCAUAUCCCCCAUGAUUGUCAAUCUGCUCGAGAACCCGGACGUCGACCACAGCACAACGGACCGGCAUAUCCUGGCGUGCCCGUACUGCCAUUGGAGCACGGUGGAGACGGGCAUCGAGUUUGAGAAGCAUACAGGCGUGUAUUCGCAGAUUUCACGCAUAGCAAAUGGGGGGAAGCCGAUACCGUCGAUCAAGGAGCGGGACAAGGAGCCUUCGUCUCGUGGCUCGGCCAUUGUGUAUGCGGGGGGCUACGAGCCGCCCUCGCGCGAUGAUCUGUUUGCCAAUCUCGCUGCGUUCUACAAGGCGGAAUUGGACGCGCAAACGCCGUCGAAUCCGCUCGAGAUGAACUUUUCCUCGCCCACGGCAUACUCUCGCAUUAUGAACUUGUACUCGACGUCGACGAAGAAGUCGAAGCGGAGUAAGCCUACACCCAUGAGAGACGCAGCGUCCGAGCUAGAAGGUCUGGUGACACACGACCCCGCUGCUGAAAACGCAACAAUCGAGCGUAUCAAGCGGGGCGGUUGGAGUGCUACAUUAUCGCCUACCCAGAAACUUGCCCAGCUCGACCCACACGUACAGUUCGACGACGAGCUCCGACCCAUCCCAACACUACUCUGCACAAAACGCUCCAAACGAUGCCGCUCCUGCCGCCACAUCCUCGCAAAACCCGAAUCAAAAAUCACAUCCACACGCUACAAAAUCAAACUACUAGCUCUAAACCACAUUCCCCGCCUCAGCGUCCGCGCCUUACCACCCCCUUCCAACCCACCCAUCCCCGCCUUCCCUGGCUCUGUCCCAGCGCCAGCACCCCAACCAGCCCAGCCCCAGCCCCAACCCCCCUUCAACUACAACGCCCUCCGCCCGGGUAUCCCCGCACACUUCCUACUCCAUCUCAGCAACCCCCUCUUCGACCCCAUCCGCGUCACCCUCGCCACCUCGAGCACCACCCCCGGCAGAGUCUCCUCGCGCGUAACAAUCCUCUGCCCCGAAUUCGAAGUCGGCGCCAACACCGAUGUCUGGGACGACGCCCUCUCCUCCUCGCCCGCCCCCAUGCCGCGCCGCUCCACCAUCAACGCCGAAACAGGGCAGAUCGAAGCUGGCAAGAUUUGGGACAAGGGCCGCAAUUGGACCAGUGUCGCCAUUGAGGUUAUACCGGGGUUCCUGGAUGAGGUUAAUGGCGAGGACGAGGAGCUAGAGCCCGAUGAUGAUUUGCUCGAGAUUCCGAUUUUCGUCAGGUUGGAGUUUGAGGCGGAUGUUAAUGCUGAGGAGAGGGGGCUCGGGGAUUCGAGGGGGAGUAAGGGGGAGAGGGAAAAGAGGGAGGAGGCGUUUUGGACGGUGGUGGGCGUGGGGAGGAUUGCUAAUGCUUAGUUUGGGGGUUUUGAUGAUGACGAUGAUGAUACCCAUUUGUUUCUUAUGGUGAUGAAUAAACGAAAGCGUGGGAGAGAAUUGUUAUUCGUUGUGCUUGAAAUGGCAUUUUUC